AUGGAUGUUCCUUUGUCCAAUCCUGGUGCUAAUGCGACAAGGGCGUCAAUCCAGUCAGCCAAUGCAGUCCGUUGGGCCCCGAACAAAAGAAGCAGGGUUUGUGAUCGAUGCAUUAGGCAAAAGAUCAAAUGUGAUCUGAAUCAACCUCGCUGCUCAGCUUGCGAGGCAUGUGGCCAUGCUUGCUCCUAUUCGCGAACGCGCAAGAAACCAGGACCCAUUAGGGGCUCAAGCCGACGACCUGGCCGCCCAGCACCGACGGCAUCUCCCACUGAUUCUUCUUCAGACCUUCAGGACACAACUGCCAUAGACGAAAGUUUCGACGUAACAUGGGAUAUAGCAUCUACGCCAGAGACCACGGGAGAGCCAAAUCCUUCGGUCCAAUCACUGAACACAUUGUCCGAAGCGACCAAGAUCCUGAAUGCAUUCUCUUCGCAGCUUUCUGAAGAAGCACGUCAUGGACUGGCCCACACCUUUGCGUCUACAGUGAACGCAUCGUUUCCCUUGUUCCCCUUAAACACUUUCCCCGCCCAGCUAAGAGGAGGAGAAAUAUCAGAGCUAUUGACAUCAAUUGUGUACGCCAUCUCUGCUAAGCUCACCGGAACAUCCCUACACAUGGACCUCGACGCUGCGUUAAGCUCGCUAGUUGAGUCCUCGACUGCACAGACCCCGAGAAUCUCCGAGCCCAAUGCCCUCGACGAGUGGCGAACCGCCUGUCUACUGGCUUGGUAUGGGUUCUAUCAGUACCAAGGCCAAAAGAUCGAUGACUGUAUCUCAAACCUGAUUCGCAAAGCAUACCACAUUGGUCUCCACCAGAUCGACAAUCUGUCUAACUUGUCCACCUUUGGCUGGGAUCUUCUGAGCGAAAGGGCUGCCGAAGAAUGGCGUCACGUAUGGUGGAGUAUUUACCUGCUGGACACUCAUCUGAGUUAUUCAACAGCAACUCCUACCCAGAUACAGCCUGACAGUAUCGGCACAGCGCUGUUGCGAGGAGACUUGACCAAAACAACAGCCAGCGUGCGAAAUGGCGCCAAGACACUCAUCCCCACCGACCAGGCCGAUCUGUGGAAGGUGAUCCAAGAAAUUGUCGCUGUCAGUGGUAGAGACAUUUUCGGCCUUCAUAUCGCGGUCAACGCAUUGUUGAAAGAAGCCAUAGCAGUCCAUGGCCGUGGCAGACAACAUCCUCGCUAUCCAACCCAGGAGAGAAUCUCAGAGCUGGAGGAUUGUCUCUGCGGCAUUCGAUUAUCACUGCCUUUCAACUACCUGCGGAUGGCGCGUGAUGUGGCCGGCGGCGAAUCAGUGGCCGGCUACCAUUGCCGUCUGUUGACUAUCCUCAAGCUCCAAUCAACUCAGCUGGUUCUCAGCCUUCCUGGCCGUCAACUGGAUGAAGCCCGGUUUCAAGCUCUCUGGAAGAAAAAUCUCGAGACCUGCAACCGCCUAUUCGAGAUAAUAUGUCACCAGGAUAUAGACUGUGCCUUCACCAGUGACCCGGAGCUUUGCAUCGUUGUGAUGGGCAUGCUUGCGCUUAUGCACUUGCACAACAUAUCUAGCGGCAUCUCAAACUCGCCACCGUCGACCCGCCGGCAGGAGGUUCUUCGCGUGAUUUUACAGAAACAUGCAAAGCAAUGGAAGCUGGCUCAAAUACUGCUAGUCACGGGGAAAGAUAGCUACGAUGGUCUGGUCAAGAGAAUAUCGGCGCCCUUGGGUCUUGAUGAUCUAUUUCAUGUCCUCGACCAAUUUCAGGGUCCUCUACAUCUAAAAUGGGCGAACUUUGUCAGAUCAGACCAUGAUGAGGAAUCGGGGAGAUGA
This is a messenger RNA of Fusarium vanettenii 77-13-4, 1806 nucleotides long. RefSeq lists its product as uncharacterized. Bases 1 to 1806 code for a protein of 601 amino acids. Gene Ontology annotation, cellular component: nucleus. Gene Ontology annotation, biological process: DNA-templated transcription; regulation of DNA-templated transcription. Lineage: Eukaryota; Fungi; Ascomycota; Sordariomycetes; Hypocreales; Nectriaceae. Gene Ontology annotation, molecular function: DNA binding; DNA-binding transcription factor activity, RNA polymerase II-specific; zinc ion binding. The record is from RefSeq and is a predicted model, not a curated record. The transcript is spliced from 5 exons.